Molecule: messenger RNA, 3554 nt
Organism: Histoplasma capsulatum G186AR
Lineage: Eukaryota; Fungi; Ascomycota; Eurotiomycetes; Onygenales; Ajellomycetaceae
Product: sodium/calcium exchanger protein
Exons: 2
Coding region: 150-3206 (1018 amino acids)
Biological process (GO): transmembrane transport; monoatomic cation transport; intracellular calcium ion homeostasis
Cellular component (GO): membrane
Molecular function (GO): monoatomic cation transmembrane transporter activity
Source: RefSeq, a predicted model, not a curated record
CGCAAGUAUGCCAUGGCGAGUAACUGACUGAUCGUUUGCUUUCUACGCUCGGUUUCACUUCCCGAUUCCAUUUUGGCGGAAAAGAGAACCCAACAAAGGUACCCGACCUUCAAACCACCGAAGCGCUGGAUGCCCAUGAUGUAUCCAAGAUGGCAACGCGGCCAUCGUCAUUGCUCACCGGGGCACUCACUUUCCGCAGACAUAGGUCUCGGUAUUCGAGCAGGCCGUUUUACCUGACUCUCCUGGUCCUGGCGCUUCUUGCUGGCGCAAGCGUUCUGCUGAGUGCUACUUCCAAACAGACCCCGUUGCUUGAGGUAUCGCAACUUGUGAAGCGCAGUGAUUUCGCCCUGGGAGGAGGAUCUGAUAGUCUACCUAGACCUAGCCUGGAGCCCUCUGAUGAAUGCCAUUUGGUCCACAAGGUGAAGGACCAAUGCUCCUUCGUCCGGACAUAUUGCGGCGACCAUGAAAUUGGCAUUUUCUCCUACCUACAACUAUACUACUGCAAACUCGCACAUGCAAAGCCAAUCGCGUUUGCCAUCCUGGCUGUCUGGCUAGCGGUCCUUUUCAAUACCAUCGGGAUCGCCGCCAGCGACUUUCUGUGCGUCAACCUCAGCACCAUCGCGAGUAUUUUGGGGAUGAGCGAGAGCUUGACAGGUGUAACCUUUCUAGCUUUUGGAAAUGGCAGCCCCGACGUAUUCUCGACCUUCGCUGCGAUGAAUUCGAACAGCGGCGGCUUGGCGAUUGGUGAGCUUGUCGGCGCGGCCGGAUUCAUAACCGCCGUGGUGGCUGGAUCUAUGGCGCUGGUCAGACCGUUCCGAGUCGCCCGACGGAGCUUUGUCCGCGAUGUCGUGUUUUUUAUUUUUUCGGCGAGUUUCACCAUGGUAUUACUGGCUGAUGGGAAACUCUACGCCUGGGAAUGUGUCGCGAUGAUUUUAUCUUAUGUAUUCUAUGUCUUCGUUGUCGUGACCUGGCAUUGGUACUUGGCCAAGAAACGACGGCAGCGGGAAAGGGAUUUGACUGCAAGAGCCUACUUUCAUAUACCUGAGAACCAGGAGUUGGAGGAGGAGGAGGAAGAAGAGGACGAUGAUCCGGUGACUGGCCAAACCAGACCUCUACUUCGUGGCCCUUCAUCUGAGGAUUUCAAUGCUUUGGAACGCGCAGAUGUUCCGCUAUGGACAGUCGAUGAUGUUGAUGAGGACGCAGACAACCGGGAUCUUGCCGAAAUACAGGGAAAUAUGCGAGUCACUCGCGGCCCAUCAGGCAGUCGACGACCUACCAUCACACCCAUCCGGCCCAGCUUGGUCGGUGCGCUAGAAUUUCGCUCUGUCUUAUCAUCUUUGCAAAAAGCCAGGCAGCAGUCAGGACCGAUCCAUUUGCGAAGAUACUCUGAUGAAAUUGGCCUCCCAAGACGACAGUCUAGUGUUCAACCCGAACGACCGCACGCACAACUUCAUUCCGUACCUAGCCGUUUACGAUCUUCUUCUGUUAAUGAACCGUCAAAUCGUAGUGAUGACAACGGCCAAGUUUCACCGAAUUUCGACUUGCUACUACCAAUUCCACAACCCAUGCCUUUGGACGAUGCACAUCGAGGACUAGAAGGCCAUCCUUCAACAGCAGCGCAUAUAUUCCCGCAAACAGGGCUCGUUAAUUCACCUUCAUCAUCAGGCUUUCCCUCAAGGUCCCAAAGCCCGGUUGUAGGCGAAUCCUCCGCGUCUCCAAUACUAUUAGCACCACCAAAAAAUGGAUUCCAGUCGCCACAGCGUCUCUUAGAACCAGUUGGAUACCAGAGUGCGGAUAUCUCCCCAGGCACCAAACUGCAAAUUGAUACCUCAAACUCGCGGCCCACAACAGCCUCAGUGAGCCCAACCUCUGCUUUCCCUCCGUAUUCUGACACUUUUUCCAUGCGUUCCCAAUCCCGUAGUCCUCGACACGCGAGACGUGCAAGUUUGUCCGCUGCAUCAUCUUUUACACGGCCGGGUUCCAGGGACGUUCAAGCAGAACCCAAGCCAAUAAGUUGGUGGCCUUACCGAUACCUACCCUCUCCUCAUACUAUAGCUGCGGUUUUAUUUCCAACCUUAUACGACUGGCGAAUAAAACCCGUAUGGGAAAUUCUCCUUGGAGUCGUUGCUGCGCCCAGUGUCCUGCUCCUAACUAUCACGCUUCCCGUUGUUGAACCAAAGGAGUCUGAGCCGGAGACUCCUCCAGAACCGGAAAUCAAUGUAUCUGGUGUCCAGGAGAGUGGGACAGAUCCUCCUCAACCGAGUCAUCAUGCGUCUGACAUGUGUCGAAUAGCAGUAGUACCAGAUACAGAAGGAUUGGACGGUGACCACGACCGCGCUACGAGAGCUUCGCUUCUCCCAACUGGGAGCCGGAUUCGACAGGACUCCGAGGCUCCCGUUCCACCAACGCUGCCGAAAGACCAACCAAUACCAUCGUCGCCCAAGGAAUUCAACCGGUGGCUCCUAGUCCUCCAACUCUUGGUAGCUCCAUGCUUCAUAGCACUAAUAGCCUGGUCAAGUCUGGAUAGCAACCUGAAACCUCGAAACCUCCUCCUUUCCACCCUAGUCGCACUCCUCGCCUCCGCCAUCUUCCUCACCAUCCUCCUCCUCGCCACAAAAGCCAACAGCACCCCCAACCAACAACUCCCCCGGCGCUUCCGCCCCUUUGUCGCCUUCCUCGGCUUCGUCGUGUCCAUCGCCUGGAUCUCCACCCUCGCCUCCGAAGUUGUCAACCUCCUCAAAGCCAUCGGCGUCAUCCUCAGCAUUAGCGACUCACUCCUGGGCCUCACCAUCUUCGCAGUCGGCAACUCCCUCGGCGAUCUCGUUGCCGACAUCACCGUGGCUCGUUUGGGAUACCCGGUCAUGGCGCUGAGCGCCUGCUUCGGCGGGCCCAUGCUGAAUAUCCUUCUCGGCGUUGGCAUGGGCGGGUUGUACAUGACGCUUCAGCCGACGAAAUCAUUUCCUGUAUCUACUACAGGAAGUGUUAUAGCGCAGACGCUCUCUGCCGCCUCUAACCCGUAUGAGAUCGAACUAACCAAGACGCUGUUGAUAAGCGCAGCAACGCUGUUGGUGACGCUGGUGCUGCUACUGAUUAUCGUGCCGCUGAAUGGGUGGUGGAUGGACCGGAAGAUCGGCUGGGGUCUGGUGGCUUUGUGGACGGUGACGACGGUUGCGAAUGUGGUGUUGGAGGUGGUUUCUUCGAAUUAGCUUAGCGUGUAUUCUUUUUUUUUUUUUUUCUCUGUCUAUAUAUUUUACCCAUUCCCAUUUUCCCUUUCUGCUUCCAUGCCUUUCUGAUAUCUUUUGUUUGGCUUCUGGGUCGUGUUGUGUAUGUCUGUCUCCCCGACCUACCAGUUUUCACCAUCAUUUCUUUUAUGUUAUCAACCUUCGCCCUUCACCUGAUAGUCUAUGGAUAGAAUACGGAUAUUGUAUUGGGGGAGAUACAGCCAUUCCCAUUUUCUACUUUAGAAGACCACCCUCACUGGCAGUCAGCCUGUUACGAUAAAACAACGUAUGUACAAGACCGAGUCCAAAAAAUAUAUCAAUCAAGAGACCUAG